This is a messenger RNA of Dromaius novaehollandiae (emu), 1816 nucleotides long. It is a transcript of the gene INO80B, whose product is annotated as INO80 complex subunit B. Bases 235 to 1236 code for a protein of 333 amino acids. Gene Ontology annotation, biological process: chromatin remodeling. The transcript is spliced from 5 exons. Gene Ontology annotation, cellular component: Ino80 complex. The record is from RefSeq and is a predicted model, not a curated record. NCBI's taxonomy places the organism in Eukaryota, Metazoa, Chordata, Aves, Casuariiformes, Dromaiidae.
GCAGCCUCGGCCCGAGGAGGCUGCGGGGGCAGUUCCCACACCGGAAGACUUUCCCUGAGGCACUGCGCCCGGCUCAAAGAUGGCGGCGGCGGCGCCCCUCCCCUGCCCCGCGCGCCGAGCCCUUUCCGCCGCGCCGGGCGGAAGUGGGUCCGCGCGGAAUUGGUUCCCCCACGCGGCGGCCAGCAGCGGCAGCAGCAGCGUCGGCACCGGGGCGGCCGGGCCGGGCCGGGCCGGAUGAGCAAGGCGUGGCGGCGCGGCAGGAUGGAGGGCGGCGAGGCCGGCGAGGAGGAGGAGGCGGGCGGCCACGGCGCGCACAAGAAGAAGCACAAGAAGCACAAGAAGAAGCACAAGAAGAAGCACCACCACGAGCCGGCGGGGCCGCCCGAGGGCCCCGAGCCCCCCGCCGCCCUGCGCAAGCCCCAGCUCAAGCUCAAGAUCAAGCUGGGGGGGCAGAUCCUGGGCACCAAGAGCGUGCCGACCUUCACGGUGGUGCCCGAGGUGCCGCGCUCGCCGUCGCCGCUGAUGGUCGUGGACGAGGAGGACGAGCCCACGGAGGGGGUGCCCAUCGAGCAGUACCGCGCCUGGCUGGAUGAGGACAGUAACCUGGACCCCUCGCCUCUGCCGGACUUGGACUCGGAGAGCUGCUUCCCUGCUCGCGAGGAGGAGGAGGAGGAGGAAGAGCGCUGGCUGGAUGCCCUGGAGAAGGGUGAGCUGGACGACAACGGGGAGCUCAAGAAGGAGGUGGACGAGUCCCUGCUCACGGCCAGGCAGAAAGCGCUGCUGCACAAGCAGCAGAGCCAGCCGCUGCUGGAGCUGCCCAUGGGCUACAAGACGAAGGAGAUGACGGAGGAGAUGCUGGUGAAGCGGGAGGAGCGCGCCCGCAAGCGGCGCCUGCAGGCCGCCAAGAAGGCGGAGGAGAACAAGAACCAGACCAUCGAGCGCCUCACCAAGACCAACAAGGCCAAGGUGAAGACGCUGCGGGAGCGCAAGGCCAAGCAGGCGCCCUGUCCCGUCGUCCACUACUGCAACGCCACCGACCGCAUCACCGUGUCCUUCCCCGCCGGCAUGGCCCUGCCGCUGCUGCCCACGCCUGCCCCGGCCGUGCCCGUGCCCACCCUCUGCGGGGUGAGCGGCUGCCCCAACCGCAAGCGCUACUGCUGCUCCCGCACGGGGCUGCCCCUCUGCAGCCUCGCCUGCUACAAGAAGAACUUGCAGCUGCAGGAGGCCGCAGCCUAGGCCCGCAUGGCCCCGGGACCGGGCCGUUUUUGGGGACGUGGCUGUCAGCGCUGGGACCUGUGCGGUGGCUGUGCCACGGCAGUGGCCGCUCCGGGCAAGGGGUGUUGCUGGUGCAGCACGUGUCAGGCUGCCGCUUCAUGUCUCCGCACGCUGCCACGGGGACGUGCUGCCGGGGCCAGAGAGGCACCUCCUGGGGCAGCCGUGUCUGGCUGGCCCCGCUGCGGGCCGGUGGGUCCCCGCUCGGGGGACGGGCUCGGGGCCCUUCCCCUCCUGGGGGCCAGUCCCAGUGGCCGGCGCCAGACGCAGGCCCAGCGCCCACCUUCGCUCUGGGCGUUUGUGCUGGGAGCUCUGGCUGUGCCCGGGAGGAUGAGGGAGGCUGGAGCCGGCGGGGGAAGGCGGUGCCCGGCUGGGCGCAGCGACGGCGGAGGUGGGGGCUGUUCGGGCGCCUCUGCCUCCGGCUCCAUCCUCCCCGGCCCCCCCGCGCUCCGGGGUUGCGGUGGCCGCUGGGCCUGGGCUCGCACGCAGCGGGGCCGGCUGCCCUGCUCCUGUGAAGCUCAAUAAAUUCUGGUGGUGAAGAAGG